AUGAUGGCUUUCCACAAAAACUCUCUUGCAUUGUCGGGCUUUUUGUUUUUGCUUGGAUGCUGCUCUACCACAGUAGCAACUGGCCCCACAGUCUUAGUCGAGAAUGGCACGUAUGAAGGGGUUUAUAGUAGUACCUAUGACCAGGACUUUUUCUUGGGCAUACCCUUUGCGCAGCCACCUUUGGGCUCGCUCAGGUUUCACCAGCCUGUGUCGUUGAAUACUUCAUGGGACGGACUUAAAAGGGCUACAGAGUAUUAUCCGGAAUGUGUUGGUUAUGGUAGCGAUGACUGGCCGUACCCGUUAUCAGAGGACUGCCUAGCUCUCAAUGUGAUUCGUCCUGCAGGGUACGAGAAUGAAAGCCUACCUGUGGCAGUGUGGAUUCACGGUGGAGGAUACUCAGAAGGCGGAACGCGAGAUCAAAGAUACAACCUCUCCUUCAUCGUCCAAAACUCUGUUGAACUCGGCAAACCCAUCAUUGGCGCUGCAGUAGCCUACCGACUCAGCGGCUGGGGCUUUAUCGACGGGAAAGAAAUCCGCGACGCAGGCGCAACAAACAUUGGAAUCCAUGACCAGCGUCUUGGCCUGCACUGGAUCCAGGAGAACAUUGCAGCCUUUGGAGGUGACCCGGACAAGGUAACCAUCUGGGGCGAAUCUGCGGGAGCUGGCAGUGUUGGGAUUCAUUUGACUGCUUACAAUGGUCGAGAUGACCACCUUUUCCGCGCAGCUAUUUCUGAAAGUGGUGGGCCGAUCUCGCUGGCUGGGGUUUAUAAUGCAACAGAAGCGCAGGGCUACUAUGAUGCAGCUGUUGCUACAGCUGGCUGCUCGUCUGCCAAAUAUACGCUCGAGUGUCUUCGACAGGCACCGUUUGACAAACUGAACACUGCAUUUAAUACAUCAGCCGCCACAAUGCCAUACACCGAUGGCGAUAUAAUCGCCGGCCCCGCAUCCGAGCAGCUCGCACGAGGCGAAUUUGUGCAUGUGCCGUAUCUAAUCGGCACAAACUUUGACGAAGGAGCCUCAUUUUCGCCAACGGGGGUCAAUAAUGACAGCGAUUUGGAAAGUGUGCUUCUUGCAGAAGGGCUUCCGCAGAAAUCAGUGACUCGGCUUUUGGAACUUUACCCGGAUAUCCCAGACUUGGGCAUCCCUGCAACGUACAAGGGUCGACCGGAUUAUCCAACGCCGGGACUUCAGUAUAAACGCUCAGCAGCGAUUGUGGGGGACUAUGUGAUGCAUGCAUGCAGACGUCUCUCGUCUCAGGCCUGGGCGAAAGCGAAUGUGCCCAGCUAUGCAUACCAUUUUAAUGUGCUUGUCAACGGCAUGACCAGUAUCGAAGGCUCUGGUCACUUUAUGGAGGUGGCCUUUGUGUAUGAUAAUACCAAUGGGCUGGGAUACUAUACCCAGCCGAAUCCCUUUGCGAAUGAACCAGAGAGUUUUGCCGCUUUGGCCAAGUUGAUGAGUCGGAGCUGGGUUAGUUUUGUGCAUGAUUUGGAUCCGAAUAACCAUGGAGUUCAAGGAAUCCCCCACUGGCCAGUGUACCAGCUCGACAAGGAUGGAUACGGCCAGGACUUUGUCUUUGAGACGAAUGCGACCAGUCACCCGGAAGCCGAUACCUGGCGGAAGGAGGGCAUUGCUUAUUUGAAUAGUAUCUGGUCUGAGCUGGGUAAAUAG
Messenger RNA from Talaromyces rugulosus, 1668 nucleotides. RefSeq lists its product as uncharacterized. The record is from RefSeq and is a predicted model, not a curated record. Bases 1 to 1668 code for a protein of 555 amino acids. Lineage: Eukaryota; Fungi; Ascomycota; Eurotiomycetes; Eurotiales; Trichocomaceae. The transcript is spliced from 4 exons.